AUACUUAGAAUUGGUCGCGGGCACUGUCGUAUACUUCUUCAUAAAUUCAACUGGAAUAAGGAAAGUCUUUUAGAGAGAUAUUAUGAAAACCCUGAUACUGAUGCCUUCUUGCGAAAAGCCCAAGUCCUACCCCGAAAACCGGCGCCUCCUCCAGUCUCUUCUGUUGGCGAGUGCGAAAUUUGCUGUAACACUGCAGCUCUUGGUGGUUUGGAUUGUUAUCACUGGGCGUGUUCUUGUUGUUGGCAAAUGUAUCUCAAUACAAAAAUCAUGAACGAUUCUACAAGUGAGAUUCAGUGCAUUUUCAACGGCUGCCAGUUGCUCAUUCAAGACGAAAAGGUGAUGCAGUACAUAAAAAGUGAAGCGGUGCGUAGUGCCUACCAACGUUUAAAAAUCAAUAGCUUCGUCGAGGGAAACCGUCUUCUGAAGUGGUGUCCAGGUCUCGAUUGUGGAAAGGCGCUCAAGGUGGGCUAUUCGGAGCCGCGCCCUGUCGUUUGCUCUUGCGGGAUGCGUUUCUGCUUUGGAUGUGCACACGAAUGGCACGAGCCAGUCAAUUGUCGCCUGCUGAAACUUUGGUUGAAAAAGUGUAGCGAUGAUUCAGAAACUAGUAACUGGAUCAACGCUAAUACAAAGGAGUGCCCUAAGUGUCAGGUUACUAUCGAAAAAGAUGGUGGAUGCAACCAUAUGGUUUGCAAAAACACAGCAUGUCGCAUGGAAUUUUGUUGGAUUUGUCUCGGUCCGUGGGAACCACAUGGAAGUAGC
Strongylus vulgaris is the source of this 759-nucleotide messenger RNA. NCBI's taxonomy places the organism in Eukaryota, Metazoa, Nematoda, Chromadorea, Rhabditida, Strongylidae. The record is from the annotation of a GenBank genome assembly.